AUGUCCGCGAUGUCCAGCGGCCACCCUUCGAUCUGUAUCUCAAACGGCCCGGGCUCCUCCAUGUCCAAUAUGAACGCACUGCGGGUUUUGGAUCUCACAGAGUUGCGAGCGAAAUACGAAGGUUGGUCGUUGACUACUUACAUGGAAGGUGACUUUGCCGGGAACUGCCUUCAGACAAUGAGCAUCAGUCAUUUGUACCAGUUCACUUAUUCUUUAGAGACUGUUAUGAUUGUCAGAUUGACACUAAGAAUGAUAACGCAGAACUAUAUGACAACAAAGGUAAUUUGA
Paracoccidioides lutzii Pb01 is the source of this 288-nucleotide messenger RNA. RefSeq lists its product as hypothetical. The record is from RefSeq and is a predicted model, not a curated record. The transcript is spliced from 2 exons. Bases 1 to 288 code for a protein of 95 amino acids.